UCUCUCUCUUUUGUCAUCUACCACACUGCUGGGGUAUUCUUUUUGAUAUCGGGUGCAUCGAACCUUUCAAAGGAUCUCCCUUGACCACCAGUUCAACAACAACAAGAACAGAAAAAGGAAUAAAAGCUGCCUAGGAAUAAUAAUAAUACAAACACAACAGAGUAAACUUGGGAAUUGUACACUCUGUUAGCUAACGUAAUCGAUGUCGUCACGUUAUUCGAGAUCUUUAGAUCAUCGUGUUCAUUGUAACAACUCCAUGCCUUCUUCUGAUAACUGUAACUCAUUGAGAUCUUGUUGUUGUCAUAGUUACGAGUAUCGGGAACCGCGUGAAAUCAGUUGUCGCGGUAAAUCGAAUAUAAUAAGGAAUAAUGUGAUAAUAAAAAAGAAAGAAGAAGAAGAUUUUAGCAUCGUAGGAAGAAAUUUAAGGACAACAACAACAACAACAAGAAUAAGUUUGCUAUUCGCAAGAACGGUGUUGGCAUGGCGCCGAGAAUUAGCAACGAGAAUGAUCUCGUUUAUUUCAUUGAACAACUGACGUUGUUGUCAUCGUCAUCAUCAUCGUCAUCGUCAUCAUCAUCGUCGUCGUUGUUGUUAUUAUCCUUCGCGAGAUCGACGACUCCUCCUUAUCGUCGUUGCGUUCAACGAUAGGUCGGUCGAGCAUGUCGAGUUACCAUCGUGUGCUGCCUCCUUUCUAUCGAUCGUUUGUUCGUUAAAUUAUUAAACAACACGCAUGCACACACACAUAUACACAUACAUAUAUUACAUACUUAUAUACAUGUCGUCGUCGUUUACGAAGAAACAUAUGAGAAAAAGUCUGAUUUCGCAACAACAACAACAUAAAUAACAGCAGCAACAACAACAUCAAGAAGAAGAAGAAGAAAAAGAAGAAGAGCAAUAGACACGACUUUAAAUACCUAACCCCAAGUGAUAGAAAAUCCAAGAGCCAAAAGGGUUACGGAACGUGUCAGACUGACAUCGAGACAUUAAGGGGAAACUGUCGUCGCGAAAAACUUUAAGUAUUCACGGACUAGAGCGCUAGGUCGACCGUGAAAACCAUCGUGCCGCUUUAAAAUCGUCGUAGUCAAGACCGAUCGGAGUGUUUGUUUGUUUUUUGUUUUUGAUAUCACGACAAGUAACGAUAAAAUUUUCACAGAAACAACAAUUAAAAGUAUUCAGAAAUAUUUCAUUUCUAUUAAACUGAGAAACAGAAGAAGAAACAAACAAGUCAAAGCAAAACAAGUAGACAAAAAUUAUAAAUAAAAGAAGAAACAAAUAAAUAAGAAACAUGGCAGAGAGUGCGGCUAGUCCAGGUAGCGUGCAGGUAGCUGCCAAUAGUCCGCAGCAACAGCAGCAACAACAACAACAACAACAGCAAACCCAGCAAACCCAGCAACCACCGGAUAUAAGCAGUUCGCAGUUAGCCUCACCACCGAUCACGGGAACAGCCCAGAUCGAGAUAAUCCCGUGCAAGGUGUGCGGCGACAAAAGCAGCGGAGUUCAUUACGGUGUGAUCACCUGCGAGGGUUGCAAAGGUUUCUUCAGGCGGUCCCAAUCAUCUGUAGUCAACUACCAAUGUCCGCGGAACAAAAACUGCGUGGUCGACCGUGUAAACAGAAACCGGUGCCAGUAUUGUCGUUUGCAAAAGUGCCUACGCCUCGGCAUGUCCAGAGAUGCCGUUAAAUUUGGGCGUAUGUCAAAGAAACAGAGGGAGAAGGUCGAGGAUGAGGUCAGGUUUCAUAGGGCACAAAUGAGAGCGGCCUCUGAAACGGCUCCCGAUAGCAGUGUGUUCGAGCAUCAAACGCCCAGCAGUUCGGAUCAGCAUCUCCCUUACAACGGCGGAUCCGGCACAGAUAAGCGAGUUACUCUCAAAGACGAUAGCAGAUGCACAUGCGAGAACGUGUCUGGUGUCGACUGAACAAAUACAGGAGUCAUUCCGGAAACCUCACGACAUAUCCAGAUUGCUCUAUUACAAAAACAUGGCGCACGAACAAUUAUGGCUCGAAUGCGCGCAAAAAUUAACCACUGUUAUCCAGCAGAUCAUCGAAUUCGCUAAGAUGGUACCUGGAUUUAUGAAACUCUCCCAGGACGAUCAAAUUGUUUUACUCAAGGCCGGUUCCUUCGAGUUGGCUGUGCUACGAAUGAGCAGGUACCUCGACCUCACGCAAAAUUGCGUCCUGUACGGUGACACCAUGUUACCCCAAGAUGCAUUCUAUACGACGGACACGGCGGAAAUGAAGUUGGUUUCCUGCGUUUUCGAACUUGCUAGAAGCGUUGCCGAAUUGAAGUUAACCGAAACGGAGUUGGCGCUUUACAGCGCUGCUGUAUUACUCAGUCCUGAUCGGCCAGGAUUGAAGGGAUUGGCGGAAAUAACGAGGCUUUAUCAAGCAGUGAUAAGGGCACUUAGGUCGGAGUUGGACCGGAAUCACGUGUCACCGAUAAAAGGGGACGUAACCGUGUGCGAUGCUAUAUUAGCUAAGAUACCCCAACUGCGUGAGAUUUCUCUUUUACACAUGGACGCCCUGGCAAAGUUCAAACGGUCGCAACCGCACCUAGAGUUUCCGGCCCUUCACAAAGAGCUUUUCAGCGUCGACAGCUGAACGAUCGACGCGACGCAGGGCGUCCCGACGCUGACAAACAAAGCGGAACGCGAAUAAAGCUCGGGGCCUUGCUCCGUCGAGGUGAGUUCCGAGCUGGUACUCGAACCAAACAAACAAAAUUAAACAAAAAAAG
Molecule: messenger RNA, 2730 nt
Organism: Polistes dominula (European paper wasp)
Lineage: Eukaryota; Metazoa; Arthropoda; Insecta; Hymenoptera; Vespidae
Gene: Hr3
Product: nuclear hormone receptor 3 ROR-beta
Biological process (GO): regulation of transcription by RNA polymerase II
Cellular component (GO): nucleus
Molecular function (GO): zinc ion binding; nuclear receptor activity; RNA polymerase II cis-regulatory region sequence-specific DNA binding
Source: RefSeq, a predicted model, not a curated record